Molecule: messenger RNA, 1734 nt
Organism: Ectocarpus sp. CCAP 1310/34
Lineage: Eukaryota; Phaeophyceae; Ectocarpales; Ectocarpaceae
Source: the annotation of a GenBank genome assembly
CUACCCUGUCUUGGCUGUUCGAUGUCCAAGGGACAGGUGAAACCCGUCCAGAAGAGCACGAGCACACGCGCACUGCUACCUCUCGCAGAUGACGAGGAGGGCGGGGAGGGCGAGAGCAGAGCGGAUGCAUCACGCCAAGGUUGGGGGGGGGAGAGAGACUCAGAGAGUGAGUCCGACCUCGACGUGAUGGAGGCUCGUGGGCCAGGGCAAGCGACGCCGUUAGUGCGCGAGGAGGCGCCGACGGCACCCGGCAACGGGAUGCCGGGGGAUGGAGGCAGCGUUCCCCCGUCGCCCCCUUCGGGAAAGGGCGACUUAGGCGGAGGCAGUGACAGACCCACCGACAGCAGCAGCAGCAGCAGCAGCAGCAGCCCGAGCAGCAGCAGCAGUGGGGACGGCGGUAGCGAUGGUGAUCCCGGCGACUCCGAGAACCUCGAGGAGUUGAAGUAUGAUCCAGCCGACGACCGCUACCCCCGCGGGCUAGAAGGGAAGAAACUCCUCUGGGGCGCCUCGAACGCUGGCCCGCUGCGCCAUGGGCUUGAGAGUGGCCGCACGCGGAAGCAGACCCGGGAGAUGCAAGGUGUCGGGGAGAUGCCGGGGGCCGGAGAAACAUCGGACCCGCAAGAGGCAUUGCUGGCGACCAUCCUGGAAACUGGCGGGACGGGGAUUGUUGAGGACUACAUCUGCAACUCGCUCGUGAAGGAGCAGUGGGACGAGGAGCAGACACGCCGUAUGGAGGAGAUGUACAGGCGCGAGAUGCAAGAGGUGUUGGGCCCGAAACAGCAGACGUUCGGGGCCGAGGUCGACGCCAGCGGGUCGUCGCAACCACUCCCAGACCCACAGCUAAGUAUGACCUCGCCAAUCCGGCAGAAGCCGAGUGAUGUGGAAGCAGUACCGAUGACGUACAAGGAUGUGAUGUGUUCCACGUACAAGGUUUUCUGGGAGGCGGCCAUGAAAACAGAGAUAGAUGGCCACGACAAGACUGGAACCUUAACCAAGGUCAAGGAGCUCCCCGAGGGGCGGAAGGCCAUAGGUUCAAAGUGGGUGUUCUCUGGGAAACGAAUGAGAAGGGCCUGAUAGUCGACUUCAAGGCCCGUAUAGUGGCACGGGGUUUCUCUCAAAUCCCCGGCAUCGACUUCCACCGCUCAUCCACAGCGUGCCCGUCUGCAGCGUCUAUCAAGACGGUGAUUGCCGUAGCCACUGAAAAGGGCAAGAAUCUCGGUCACUGGGAUGUGAAGCAAGCGUACAUCCACGCUAAGUUAAACGAAGAAAUAUACCUCAGGUUCCCGGAAGGCUGUGGUAGCAUGUCCGGCAAGGUGGUCAAGGUUGAGCGUGCCCUGUAUGGCCUAAAGCAGAGUGGCUGUGAGUGGGGGUUUGAAGCUGCCGAUGCCCUCAUCGGGAAUGGAUACGAGCAGUGCAGGGUUGACCCGUGUGUCUUCCGGAAGCUGGUGGAUGGAGAGGUCGUAGGUCUCAUCGUGAUCUACGCUGAAGACAUCUUAGUGGCGGCAGACGAGGGAGAGCGAGAGUAGUUGUUCGCUUCCCUCAACAAGAAGUUUCCGGUGAAAGAUCUGGGGGAGUGUACCUGGUACGACGGGUGUGCUAUCGCCAUGGAUGUAGAAAAUGGCAUCACCAAGCUGUCCCAGACAGCAUACAUGGAGAGUAUGCUGAGGCGGAAUGAUGUGACCACGACCGCUUUCACCCCUGCUGCCGCCGAUGCCGACUCAGGGCCGAAGAGAG